Eriocheir sinensis (Chinese mitten crab) is the source of this 7335-nucleotide messenger RNA. RefSeq names its product choline O-acetyltransferase-like (gene ChAT). Gene Ontology annotation, molecular function: choline O-acetyltransferase activity. Gene Ontology annotation, biological process: acetylcholine biosynthetic process; neuromuscular synaptic transmission. Gene Ontology annotation, cellular component: neuron projection; cytoplasm. The coding region runs from base 1832 to 4060 and encodes 742 amino acids. NCBI's taxonomy places the organism in Eukaryota, Metazoa, Arthropoda, Malacostraca, Decapoda, Varunidae. The record is from RefSeq and is a predicted model, not a curated record. The transcript is spliced from 15 exons.
UAUCUAGCAUCCCGAUAUCCACUACACACAUAUAUACAUACUUUCUCCAUUGUUUCUUUUCUUCGCUGUUAAAAUAUCUAUACAGCGAUUUCUAUUUGUUCCUAUUUCGCAUCUACCUCCUUCUUUGGUAGCUUUGUUUUCUGCUCCUCUAUACAAUCAUACGUACAGCUGUCUAUUUCUUCCUAUUUUGCAUCUUCCUUCUCCUGAAUCUCUCUAUACAAGCAUACGUACAAGCGAUCUCUGUUUCUUCCUAUUCCGCAUCUUCCUCUUCCUAAACCUUCCUCUGUCAGCAGCUUUGUUCUUUGCUCCCCUUUUCAAGCAUACGUACAGCUAUCUAUUUCUUCCUUUUUAGCAUCCUGAUCCUCCGUCCGUCAGCAGCUUUGUCUCCCGCCGGCUGAGGGAGACACUAUCUCAACUCGUUGCCGGGGGAAUGACUUAACCAGGCCGUAAAAGGGGCUGCCGAGGCGCUUGAAGGAAGGCGCGACUCGGGGGUCAUUGGCGAAGAUUACACUACUUUACGUCAGGAGACCAGUGAAGCGCGGAGUAUCAAGCCUUAACAGCCUCGUCAGCCCUCAUAGGCCCUCCCCAGCCCGCCGCCCAAACGAGCCAUUCCUCCAAGCUCGUGAGCCGUCACUACCUACCCCUCCUUCCCUCCUCUUUCCUCCCCUACCUCCAUCUUCCUCUCUCCUUCCCUUCCUUCCUCACCCACGUCCUCUGAGGCCCCAUUGCGGCAAGGCAUUAAAUUGACUCCAGAAGGGAAUUUGGCACCCCGCGGGGCAAGUGCCAACCGUGAUUUCCAAGGUAACAGGGAAAUUAAUUGAUGCUUCGUCUCUCUAGGAACGUGACGGGGGUUAGGGGGUGACCGGCGAGGGGGCAGAGGGGUCGAGGCACUCUUUCGACAUCCUCGUGUGCCCUGAGAGCCUCGUUCUUGGUCCGAGGAGACGCGUUAUGAAAGGAAGGCAGAAGAGUACGUUAGGUCGCUUCGAAAAUAUUAAUCUUUUAUGCGUUGUCUCGCCAGAGCAUUUUUUUGUAAUGUAAAGUUGCGAUAAGGGAAAAUUCUGGGUUAAUGGCUAUAAAAACAGUGGCAGAGUUAAGCUUGUCGCCGGCGCUGGCCUGGGGUGCCGGUGCCAUCAAUACGUGCCGCUCUUGCUCACAACCCGGCCCCGCUUCCCGGCACGGCACUCGCCCCGCUCCGCCAAUCAGCGCCGCGCACGCAGUUACGUCACCGGACAGACAGCCAACCCGCCGCCGGGCUCCAUUCCAGGUCUUCCUAAAGGUUGCCGCUGGAAUCCCGGUUGCCAGGCUUUGCAGGUCCUGUUAACUUAGAGGCGCCGAUAAAUGUGUGAAGGACGGCGAUGCCCGCCCUAGGAGUGCCCUGCUGGCCCCUGAGUCCUGCCCUCCGGUCCUGGCAAGCCUUAGCGGCGGAAAGAGCGACAGGGGCGAGCGGGAGGUAAAGAAGGAAGCGAGAGGCAGCGGCACGCGGGAGGCCGAGCGGAGUGGAGGGGAGGUGCCAGCGAGGUGGAGCGUGCCAGCCUCGUCUUCUGCGGUGCUGGUGCUCGCCGCCUGCUGCACGCCCCGGCAGCCCUCCCGCCGCACCUUCACCUGAUCCUUCGCCUGACUGCUCCACCCUAGUGCCGCGCCCUCGCCCUCGUGCCUCCGCCGGGAGAUCCUCAAGUUUCCCGUCGCCAGUGCCGCCGCGGUCCAUCCCGUGGUCCUCACCUGUGACCUGUCCGGCUCGUCACCGCGCCCACCCUCAGGUGGCGGCGUAGCUGGGCACCAACACCGCCUUUCCAUCCCUUUCGGCGGAACACACUCAUAGAGACGUGGCAAGAUGGCUUCCCCUCAGCCCUCACCCAGUAGAAUCGGCAAAUACACAGCCAUGGGACACCGCUACCUCUCCCGGUGGGUGUCGUGGUCCGGGAACCUCACCCCCACCCCCCCAGGCUCCCCCUCCCGCCCCCACCCCUCCGAGGGCCUCUCCCUGUCACCCCAGCCCCCCCGUGCCUUCCAGCCCCGCUCCAGGACGUCUUCAAAAGCUUCCAACGUGUCAGAGAAAACCCCCGUAAUGUAUCCGCUGGUGCCGAAGCUGCCCGUGCCUCCCCUGGGCCACACCCUCACCUGGUACCUGACCCACAUGCGGCCCGUGCUGAAGGCAGAGGAGUACAAGGAGACGGCCAAGGUGGUGGAGGAGUUCGGCCGUCCGGGGGGCGUGGGCGAGAAGGUACAAGAGGAGCUGAUCAAGAGACACGACACCACGGACAACUGGGCCUACGAUUGGUGGCUGGACGACAUGUACAUGAACAUUGCCCUGCCGCUCCCCGUCAACAGUAACCCCGGGAUGGUCUUUCCGCACCAAAAGUUCGCCUCCGAUGUGGACAUGACGCAGUUCGCCGCCCGCCUCGUCAGCGCCUCCCUCGACAUGAAGGAACGAAUCGCCGCAGGUGACCUGGACGUGGACCGAUGCACCGCCCGCGAGCGCCACCAACCCUUGUGUAUGGCCCAGUAUACCCGCGUGUUCUCCUCCUACCGAAGACCCGCUAUUCCUAAAGACAAGCUCCUGUCCACCGCCGACCAGCAAAAGGAGAACCAGCACAUCAUUGCCAUCUAUAAGAACCACAUGUUCAAGGUGGAGGUGGUAGUGGAGGGCACGCGCCUCUCCCAGCAGCAGGUGAUGACGCAGCUGCGGGAGGUUCUUCGACAGGUGGAUGAGUACGAGGGCUCCGACCCGCCGCCUGUGGGAGUGAUGACGAGUGACAACCGACGCACGUGGGCACAGAGUAGACAGAUCCUGGCAGGCGAACCUGACAACAAGCGCAUUCUGGGGAUCAUCGAAGCCUGUGUCCUGGUGGUGUGCUUCGACGAUCCACUACCAACCAAAUUCAACCUCGCCACCAGGACCAGCCACCGCGCGAGCCUCUCCAAGCGGUCAUCCAGCCUCAACAUGACGUCCUCUCAGAACUCUUCACAGGAGCAAGACGGCACAGCCCGGGACGAGGUGAAUGCCGGCCACCAGAUGAUACACGGCGGCGGCUUCAACCACAACUCUGCCAACAGGUGGUUCGACAAGACGGUGCAGUUCGUGCUGACCCGGGACGGCUGGAGCGGCCUCUGCUACGAGCACUCCUGCGCCGAGGGCAUCGUGGUCAUUCAGAUCGUGGAGCAGAUCCUUCAGUGUAUCGCCUCCGAGAACCAGAAGGACGACAUGGUGGAGUCUCUCAAGCAGACGGACACGCCGCGACAAGGGAGUCAGGAUCUCGGGGCUCAGGCGCUUGGCAUGGAGGGUGACAUUGGAUUCCCGGCCCCCGAGGAGACGGCCCCUACGCCCACCCGCCUGGAGUGGAAGGUGACGCCCGUCAUCUACCGGCGAAUACAGGAGUCAGCGGACCACGUGGACAGGCUGGUGGAGGACCUGGACUUCCGUAUCCUGCGUUACCUGAGCUACGGGAGGAACUACAUCAAGCGGUCCAAGUGCUCGCCCGACGCCUUCAUCCAGUUAGCCCUCCAGCUGGCCUUCUUCAGGUGUCACGGGCAGCUGACGAGCACCUACGAGAGCGCCAGCACCCGCAGGUUCCGUCACGGGCGCGUGGACUCUAUCCGGGCUAACACGCCGCAGGUUCUGGCUUGGUGUGAGGCCAUGGUCAUCAACGCCCCCAUCGCGGACCGCUUGGCCAAAUACGAGGCAGCCAUCAAGCUACAGACGGACAUCAUGGUCAAUAACAUCCUUGGCCGGGGCAUUGACAUCCACCUUCUGGGCCUGAGGGAGAUGGCCAAGGAAAUGGGACUGCCGACGCCUGAGAUCUUUGCCCACGACUCCUACCGCAUCGCCAACCACUUCCGCCUUUCCACAAGCCAGGUGCCCACGCUGUCAGACUCCUGGAUGGGGUACGGCCCGGUGGUUCCCGACGGCUACGGCGCCUCCUACAACCCCCACCCGGACUACAUCGUCUUCUGCCUCUCCGCCUUCAAGUCCUGCGAGGAGACUUCGACCCUCGAGUUCGGGCGUAACCUUGAACGCGCCCUAGACGAGAUGAAGGUUUUGCUGGAGAAUCGAUCGGUGUAAGCGGAUAAAAGGCGUCAGCAGGCUGGUAAAGGUGAGGGGAAACACGCCAGCCUACAUCCACCUACAAACGGGCAAAUCCUUAACUGAAGGAGUAACUAGAUGACGUAGCAACCAUCUGUUUCUACCCAGUCUACUACCCUGACAUAUGGUGCGCAGAGCUUUCACAAGUAAAGAUUGAUCGGGACGUAAGUUAACAUGCCCCGCGUCCUCAGUCCCUCCUCCAGCCGGUUAUGCAACUGUCUGAACCAUCGCCUGAUACACAUAGGUUAAAUGAAUACAAAAAAGAUCGCAUUAUAUAGAUUUAACAUCCCAGCGGCCUCAAUCCCUCCUUCAGCUUAUUCUUGAACUGUCUGAACCAUCGUCAAUAGGUUCAAGGAAUACAAAGAGGGAUCGGAAUACGCUGUCAACAACCCCCGCUGCCUCGAUCUCCAGUAACUGUUAUAUAAGCUCCUUCUGCUGAUCCCUGAGCUGCCGGUGUAGACGUUUCAGGAUACUCCCCCUAGACAUGAUUCCCGGAGUCUCUUGAAACUAGUUUUAAAGCACUCCCCAGUCAAUUGAAACUAAUUAGAUAGCACUCCCCAGUCAACUGAAAUUGGUUUCAUAUGACUCCCCAUCAGGUCGAAAUGACUCACAUUAUUGGAUGAAAAAUAUUUAUUGAUGUUGACUCCCAUACAAAACUAAUCAGUAAUCACACUACAGUACAUUAAUGUUGUCUCCCAUCCAAAAGCUAAUCACUAAUCAUGUGCACAUUACACACGAAUAACUACAUUAAAAUGGUUGCCUGCUUUAUUGUCGAGGUACACUGACUCGUUUAAUACUUCUCUGCAUUUCGGCCUAUGUAUAUGCCAUGUGUGCAUAGAACCGAACUUUGCACACACACAUACAUUCACAUGGAACAUGUUGGCUGCUGCUAACAUCUCUGUUGUUGUUCCCCACACUAUAUUUUGACGCACUGAUUCAACUUUGAUGUUUUCAGUGCUGGUAAUGAAGUCACAUAUCAAGCUUCUGACAACGUCGUGUUGGUCCUCUUCUCCAGUGAUGGCAUAUGGCAAUGCACGAAAAAGACAGCAGAUGUAAUGUUGCGCAACCAAUAUCUUUGCAUUAUGUGAUCGAUGACCUUAUCCCUGCCAACGUGGCCUCCCAAAUCAACAGCUUCGUCGGUGUCACCAGCUCCUCGGUGACUGGCCAGCACAAUGUCGAGCUGGUACUGGCGAUCCUUAAUCACCCGAAGGAAGCGACCUUCUGCAAUCAUAUAUAAAAAUAUCAAACUAUAGGCCAUUACACCAUUUGGCUUUUCGUUUCUACACGAAUACACUACUCACCUGUUAAAUCUCUCCUGUUCGGCUUAUGGACAAGUUUUAGACAGUCGUCUUGGAUAACGAAUGCUCGACACUGCCUUCGAAAAUUUGCUUUUUUUCCCUUGUCGUUUCCAACAUGCACUGGAUAUUUUUUUAACCGCAGAAACUCUUCCACCUCGUCCAUUUCAAUAGAGAACUCCAUGGUGUAAACGCGUUGAUGAGCUAUGUUUAUGGGGUAGCAAGAAAGUGACUGAUAAGGCCGUGGUGAGCUGCACGGGUGUUUCACCAGUAAAGUAUAAAGAAAACGGGAAGCGAAACGUCAAACACUCUAGUUAGAUUCAGAAACACCAAAAAACUUCAAACAAGGUUCAUUCGACUACAGAGUCAUUUCAAACAGGUGGGGAGUCGUCUGAAGCAAGUUUUAAGUCAACUGAACCUAUGUACAGUAGGUUCAUUCGACUACGGAGUCAUUUCAAACGGGUGUGGAGUCGUCUGAAACAAGUCUCAAGUGACGGGGAGUCGACUGAAUCAGUUUCAUCUGACUGGGGGAGUCUUCUGAAACAGGGAGUAAUUUGAAACGGCUACACCGGAACCAUCACCGUCUUUUAUGGACAUUCAAUACCACUUUACAUUUCAAUCGUUCCUCCCUGCGGGGCUCGAGGUACGAAAAAGGAACGGUCGUGGGUGUCGAGGCGUCUCUGUUGACACACUCACCGGAUAACGAACGCCUCAAUCACUACGGUCGGUGCUGUCACACGCUUCCAACCUUCACUUUAACUAUUUCCAAAGGCCGAAAAGGAGAUCAAUCGGGUUCACAUGAGUGUAUUUUUAGGUUUAUGUUACAGAAGAAGGGUCAUACUACCAGAAGGGUCCUAAAACUACCCCUGGAUAUGCCCCAAACUCCUAUAAAAGCCUUGCCAAAUAUGUGUACUGGAGCUCCGGAAUGUUUAAGAAUAUAUGACACUCAGACGCUUCCAUCCCUUAUAGCAACUAUUUCCAAAGACCAAAACGGAGAUCAAUCAGGUACUCAUGAUUGUGUUUUUAGGUUCAUGGUACGGAAGAAAGGUCAAACUACCAGGAGGGUCCUCAAAAUACCCCUGGAAAUACCCUCAAAACCUAUAAAAGCCCUGCCAAAUAUGUGCUUGUGCGCCGAAAUGCUAGGAAUACCUGUCUUUUGGCGAAUCUUAUAACUCCUUGACAUACCUAGGUACGGUUCCCCUCUCGAAGCAGCAGCAAGGCUAAUCGUAGGCGGCAAUGCUUCAUAAUUACUCAGUGACAUAUCUAUAUACACGCACGAACCCUCCAAUUGAAGAAGCAGCGAGGAUAGUAGUAGUGGGCGGCAAUGUUUCUCCACUGACAAAAUAACACUGACUGACCACAUUGCAUAUAUAGAAAGCCAACUCACUCUUUUCAUUACUGCCAACACGAGAGCUUCCCCGUUCGAUGAGGGGGCGAGAAUCUUUUCGAGCGGCGAUAACCUUUUUGAAAACAUGUAAAUCUUCGUUUGGUGAAGAUGUAUACGAGAUGACAAGCUAAUCCAGGGCAACGAAGAGCAAUACAGUUAGCCUACAGGUUUCUUAUAAGUAUGUUUAGGGGAAGGACACAACUCAGACGGGAUACUUUUAGCAAUACUCAGAUGGAAUAUUAUGACCUACAUUUUUUAAUUCAGGAAGCGUAAGGGUUAAGAGCAGCCAAGUGAGAGAAGGAGAAAGAGGGAGAGAGGAAGGAGGAGGAAAAAGGGAGAGGGGAAGGAGGAGGAAAAAGAGAGAGAGGGGAAGGAGAAUGAGGAAAACAGAGGAGAAGGAGAAGGAGAGAAAGAGGAACGAGGAGGGAAACAGAGGGGAAGGAGGAAGAGGAAGAGAAUGAGGAUAAGGAAAAAGAGGAAAAGAGAGAGAGAGGGGAAGGCAUAUUUAGCCUCAAACAGAUAGACAGACACACACACAUACACAAUCUCCCAGGCACAGCGCUCUCCAGACC